Messenger RNA from Drosophila busckii, 2570 nucleotides. Its product is annotated as larval serum protein 1 beta chain. Lineage: Eukaryota; Metazoa; Arthropoda; Insecta; Diptera; Drosophilidae. The transcript is spliced from 2 exons. Bases 75 to 2447 code for a protein of 790 amino acids. The record is from RefSeq and is a predicted model, not a curated record.
UCUUUAGGCAUUGGAUCCAGUCGUGUGUCUAGUCCGGAGCAGUUGAAUCAAGAGGAGUGAAGGAAACCAUCAAUAUGAAAAUCGCCAUUACCUUGCUGGCCGUCUGCUUGGGCCUGGUCGCUGCGACCAGUUUCCAUAAGACGCAUGAUGUGAAGAUUGCGGACCGUGGCUUCUUGGAGAUGCAAAAGUUCCUCUUAGAGUCUGUCCACCGCAUUGGAGAUCCUUGCAUGUUCCCCGAAAUCCAUAAGCUGGGCGCUAACUUCCACUUUGACAAAUCCUUCUAUACACACUAUGACAUCUACAUGCAGAAGUUCCAUGAAUCACACAAGAUGAUGGCACUGCUCCCCAAGGGCGAAUUCUUCGGCCAGUUGGUCAAGUCUCACGCCAAGCAGGCACGCGGUCUGUUCAACUUCUUCUACUACGCCAAGGACUGGGAGACUUUCAAGCAUAAUGUUGCCUGGGCUCGCAUGCACGUCAACGAGGGCAUGUUUGUUUAUGCUCUGACUUUGGCCGUCAUCCACCGCGACGAUUUCCAUGGCCUGAUGCUGCCAUCCAUCCAUGAGAUCUUCCCUCAGUUCUUCUUCAACAGCAAGUUUGUGUAUGAGGCCGAGAAGUUCGACUAUGAGAUGUGGAUGAAGAUCAACAUGUACGAGAAGGAAUAUCUGGAUGUCUACCACAAGGAGGGACAUGGCUUCCAUAACAUGUACCAGUACGGUGACUACAUGUACAUGAAGGACUGGAAGAUGUGGCAGUGGUGGAAACUGAUGGGUCUGGGCGAGCACUGGUACGGCGAGCACAAGUUCAUUCUGCGCGAGAACAUCUAUGAAUACAACCAAGACACCAAGUGGCAGCAAAUCAUGAAGGACCUUAAGGUUUGGUGGAUGCCUGUUGACUACACUCGCGAUCUCAACAUCUUCAACGAAGAAUCCAAGCUGUCCUACUUCACUGAGGAUUUGGGCUGGAACUCAUACUGGUACUACCUGAACUUGGAUUACUCCUUCUUCCUGGAUGGCAACACCUUCGGCCUGAAGAACGAUCGUCGUGGUGAGCUUUGGCUAUACACCGUGCACCAGCUGCUUUCUCGCUACUACAUGGAGCGUCUGUCUCAUGGUCUGGGACACAUUCCCGAGUUCUCAUGGUUCCACGAAAUCGAGAUGGGCUACGAUCCUCAGAUGAUCUACUACAACGGCAUUGGCUACAGCUACCGCAAGAACUACUACGAUAUGGAGACAUACGGCAACUUCGAUAUGCUUAACCAGAUCACUGGCUUCAUGAAGCGCAUCCACAACAUCAUCGACUUGGGCUACUACAAGACCGCCGAUGGUCACAUGAUCGAUCUGCGCAAACCCGAGUCCAUCGAGUACAUUGGCAGCUUGAUGCAAGGCAACAUUGACAGCAUGGACAAGAUGUUCUACCAGUACUGGUACAUGCUGGCCCAUAUGUACUUCGCCGACACCGACUUCCACACCAUGGAUGUGUACCCCAACGUUAUGCUUAACUUCGAAACUAUGAUGCGCGAUCCCAUGUUCUACAUGUUCUACAAGUCCAUUGUCGAGGUCUACUUCAAGUUCAUGCACUUCCUGCCCAAGUACACCAGCGAGCAGCUGCUCCUGCCAGGCGUCACUCUGAAGCAUGUGGAGGUCUCCGAGCUGGUAACCUACUUCGAUCUGGUUGACUUUGAUGUGACCAAUCUGAUGAACGACAAGAUGGUCUUCCACGAAGGCAAAUUCGUCUGGGACAAGUCUCUGUUUGCCCGCCAGAUGCGUCUUAACCACAAGCCCUUCACCUACACCUAUACCAUUGAGUCCGAGAAGGUUGAGAAGGUUGUUGUGCGCGCCUUCAUUGGCCCCAAGUUUGAUGAGUUCGGUCGCGUCAUCUCGCUGGCUGAGAACCGCAUGAACUUCAUGGAAGUGGAUGAGUUUAUAUAUGACCUGAAGGCUGGCAGCAAUGUCAUCACCCGCAAGUCCGACGACUUCUACUGGACCGUCAAGGAUCGCACCACCUACACUGAGCUGUACCACUACGUGAUGAUGGCCUUCGAUGGCAAAUACGAAUUCCCUCUGGACAUCACCGAGGCCCACUGCGGCUUCCCCGAUCGCCUAGUGUUGCCAAUGGGCUGGAAGCAGGGUAUGCCAAUGCAAUUCUUCUUCAUGGUUAUGCCAUACACCGCCCCCGCUACUCACGAGCAAUUCUCCACCUUUGACUACACCUACUCAUGCGGCAUUGGCUCCGGCUCUCGCUUCAUCGAUGACAUGCCAUUCGGCUAUCCCUUCGACCGUGAGAUCGAUGAGUAUGAAUUCUUCGUGCCCAACAUGUACUUCAAGGAUGUCGCAAUCCACCACGUUGACACCAUGGAGCCCUACUACAAGUACAAGGGCUACACCAACUUUGGCCACUUCGACUACACCUUCUUCCGCGACUACUACACCAAGUACUUCAAGUACUAAGCGGUGCAGCACAUGCAACAACCAGGCACAUAAGAUGGCGAACAUGGAACGAAUAAUUUGAAUUCAUUUCAAGCUUUAGUUUGUAAGUUAAGCAAAAAGUGAAAUAAACUUUCGAAAAACAAA